AUGAGAAUAUGUGAAUCGAUUGUUUCUUCUGAAGCGCGCACAUUCGGCUUCAACAUCUCGAACAGCGACGGACCUGAAACCCAUUGGCAUCUGUCCGACUCAUCCAAUUCCACAAUUGGCAGUCGUCUCUCUGGUAUCAUUCACGUCCAGAGAGGCGACGUCGACCAGAACUCAGAUAUCGAAGUUCGGCUCGAAAUCAAUUCCAGCUCUACUGCAGACUACAAGAAUGUUGUUUACAACCAAACUGCAACGAGCCUCAGCCUGGAUUACCUUCCCUCCGACGAUGACGAAGACAUUUGUACAGAAAUCAAGGUCGUGAUAUACUUCCGUCCGGAAUCACCCGUGCGUCUAUUGGAUGUGCUCGAGAUUAGGUCCGAGACAUUCGACUUAUGGGUUCACGACUGGGCCUGGCAGAUCAACAACCUCAUCACACAUACUUCGCACGGCGAGUAUACAUACGAAGGCGGCAAAGGCCCGGACCCAUUGCACCCACACAACAUCGAUUCCAGCUCAAUAACAGGCGUCAUCUGGGGCUGGUAUGGCUGCGAAGGCAAAUUAAAGAUACAUAGCAAAAGCGGGCAGAUCGAUCUAAUGCUGGUACCGCGGUAUACGUUCAUCGGAAAACCGAUGCGACCAAAACAUAUCUCGGUAUAUACAGUCAGCGGAGCGAUCAACGUCGCUGCGCUCUGGGAAUACUGGCCACAGCAGCCAUUCACACACUACACGAACAUUCACUCGGCUUACGGCAAUAUAGUCGCGGAGAUACCGCAUGGCUCGUUCACCAGUAUCGUGAGCAUCAGCGGUAACGUAAACGCGUAUCUACGACCAUUCGCUGCCGUGAGUCCGAAUGAUGAAAGCACGAUUUCCACGACGACGCUGCAUGGCAACACAAUAUUCCAUCUGGACAAUGCCAAUCGAGAGCUCUUGGACGAGCUCUACGAUCCUCUUCUCAGCACGAAGAGUUCGCACUGGGUCAGCUCUGGUGAUUUGUACCUGCGGUACCCGUUCAGUUGGUUUGGAAUGAUGGAUGCGACUGGCGACAAAGGCUCGAUCAAGUUUGGGGGAAGUGCGCUAGAUGAGGUAGAGGAAGGUGAUGGGUUCGUUAAGGCUGUCAGAGGGAGAGGCGCGGGAAGUCGCAUGGAAGCGGUUCAUAUUAAGGGGAUGAUGGAUAUCACACUGGGUAUUUGGGAUACGGAUGAUUGA
Alternaria metachromatica is the source of this 1203-nucleotide messenger RNA. RefSeq lists its product as uncharacterized. The record is from RefSeq and is a predicted model, not a curated record. Bases 1 to 1203 code for a protein of 400 amino acids. NCBI's taxonomy places the organism in Eukaryota, Fungi, Ascomycota, Dothideomycetes, Pleosporales, Pleosporaceae. The transcript is spliced from 2 exons.